CUGUACUCGGAAAAAAAUGUGACACUUUGUUUUGGGUGUAACUUUUUAUCGCGUGGGUAAAAAUUAAUGAAAUUAGUUUUCAAGAUGCAUUCGAAACAAGAAGAGCUACUCCAGCAAAUCUUGGGCGCGGUGAUCGAUAAUCCUGGUCAGUCACACAGAUUGAUCGGCAAAAGGCUUGGAAUCCACCAUUCCACCGUGUCCCGCGUUGUGAAGAUGUUCCAGGAGACGAAGACCAUCGAGCGGCGCGCUGGAAGCGGCCGAAACCCGAAAACGGAAUACCCAGAGAAGGCGCGGAAGAUAAGGCAGUACUUUAAGAAUAACCCGAACCUUUCCACCCGAGACGUGGCCAAAAAGGUCGAUUCGUCGAAGUGGUUUGUCCAGCAGACCAUGAAGCGGGUUGGGCUACAUGUUUUUAAGGUAAAGAAGGCGCCAAACCGGACUGACAAGCAAAACACGGUGGCCAAAUUGCGUGCGCGGAAGCUGUACCGUGAGUGGCUGGUCAAGCCAGGCUGUCUCGUCAUGGACGACGAGACAUACAUCAAGGCGGACACCAAACAAAUCCCCGGCCUCGAGUUUUUUGUCGGUACGUCCCGCAUGGAGUUUCCGGAAAAGUUCCGGAAGAGAAAGAUGGACAAAUUCGCGAAGAAGUACCUGUUGUGGCAGGCGAUCUGCGAGUGCGGACGGUAUAGCAAGCCGUUCGUUACAACCGGCACCAUAAACGGACAGAUUUAUCGAGAGGAAUGCUUGCAGAAGCGCUUGCUGCCCUUCCUCCGCUCUCACCGUGGUCCCACGCAGUUCUGGACAGAUCUCGCUUCGUGCCAUUACGCCAAGCCUUUAAUGGAUUGGUACGAAGCGAAGGGCGUUAAUGUGGUCCCGAAGGAGGCGAACCCGCCAAAUACACCAGAACAUCGUCCGAUCGAAAAGUUUUGGGCCAAAAUGAAGAAGAAGUUGAAGAAAACCGGGAAAACAUUCAAAACCGAUGAAGCUUUGAAGAAAAACUGGGAGAAAUUGUGUAAGGAAGAUGGGCAAAGCCUCGCCCAAGAUCUCGUGAGCAGUGUUAAGAGAAAUGUACGAGCAUUCAGAUUGGGGGAGGAAAUUCAAAAAAUAAAUUAUGCCAAAACAUAG
This is a messenger RNA of Ochlerotatus camptorhynchus, 1125 nucleotides long. RefSeq lists its product as uncharacterized. Gene Ontology annotation, biological process: regulation of DNA-templated transcription. The coding region runs from base 67 to 1125 and encodes 352 amino acids. The record is from RefSeq and is a predicted model, not a curated record. The transcript is spliced from 2 exons. Lineage: Eukaryota; Metazoa; Arthropoda; Insecta; Diptera; Culicidae. Gene Ontology annotation, molecular function: DNA binding.